This is a messenger RNA of Penicillium antarcticum, 1200 nucleotides long. RefSeq lists its product as uncharacterized. The record is from RefSeq and is a predicted model, not a curated record. NCBI's taxonomy places the organism in Eukaryota, Fungi, Ascomycota, Eurotiomycetes, Eurotiales, Aspergillaceae. The coding region runs from base 1 to 1200 and encodes 399 amino acids. The transcript has a single exon.
AUGCUCGGACGAACUUCAGGGCCUGCAGCAAGAUCCGCCAGACAGCAAUUGCGAUGCAAAGCUCGCUUUAUCAACUCUCGCUUUCAAUCCACAGCUUCUAAUGCGGCUUCCACUAGUAGUAAUCCCGCUUUAAUUGGUGGUCUUGCUGGUGGAGCUGUCGCCUUCGUUACGGGUUACACCUGGUACCACUUUUCCGGAGCCAAGACGCUUGUGAACACCAGCAAGCAAACACAAGCAUAUAUCGAUCAGACCAAGCAAACAAUUGCUCAGAAGACACCUGAGCCAAACGAGGCAUUCAAAUGGGUGAGGGAUACGAUCAAAAGCUACGCUGUCUUCAUCCCUGGCGCGCGAGGCUACAUCGACACCGUAUUUGACGACCUCGAUAAGAUCAGAAAUGACCAUGGAAAUGAGUUUGAUGAAGUGGUCAAAAAUGCAUAUAUGGAGUUGAAAGAUCUCUCGAAUAAAGAAGGAUUGAACAUAGACUCGGCAUCCAAGGCAUUGGUCGUGCUACAAACACAUGUGAAGCAGUUGUACGACCUUGCUGGCGAUGCCGCGGAGAACGUUCUCGACAAUCACCCUCAACUGAAGGAGAAAUUUGGUGGUGGCAUUGAUCAACUCAAGGAGUUGGGUGACGCUUAUGGGCCUCAAGCCAAGGAGGAGGUUGAUCGGACCUGGCAACAAAUCUCCAGUAUUCUGCAGCGCGGCGCAAGUAUCAAUUCAACUGAAGAGAUCAAAAACUUGAUCCAAGAGAAGAAGACAAAGCUUGAAAAACUAGGGGAUGAGGCGUGGCAGAAGGGUUUCGAGGAGUACCAGCAAUACCUUGAUAAGAGCCCCAAGCUUAAGCAAAUGAUCGAAGACAAUGCCGAUACCUUGAAGAAGGGCAAUCCGAAAGAUCUUUGGGCUCUAGUUAAGGAGAGUGCUUCUUCGGGGAAGAUAGAGGAUGUGGAGAAGUAUAUCAACGAGAAGGUUGAUCAAGCGAAGAAAAGCGGCUUAAGCGACCUCAACAAGUGGCAGAAUAUGCUGCCUGGUGGUUCCAGCGUCAUCCCUCAGUUGCAGUCACUACAGGCUAUCGCGCAAAACAGGGGAAGCGAGGCACAGAACGUGUUGAAAGAGACCGUUAAGGAAAUUCAGAAUGUGCUAGAGAAGCGCAAGGAACAGUUGGAGAAUAUUGCCGAGGAAGGAAAAGAAGAGAGCAAAUAA